Molecule: messenger RNA, 2036 nt
Organism: Zerene cesonia (dogface butterfly)
Lineage: Eukaryota; Metazoa; Arthropoda; Insecta; Lepidoptera; Pieridae
Product: sodium/potassium-transporting ATPase subunit beta-1-like
Exons: 7
Coding region: 153-1049 (298 amino acids)
Biological process (GO): intracellular sodium ion homeostasis; intracellular potassium ion homeostasis; potassium ion import across plasma membrane
Cellular component (GO): sodium:potassium-exchanging ATPase complex
Molecular function (GO): ATPase activator activity
Source: RefSeq, a predicted model, not a curated record
UCCGAACACGUGCGUAUGCGCAGACCGCACUCCGUAGGGCGCAGUUGCGUUCAACCCGUCGAGAAUAACAGACGCGUUUAUAAAUAGAACGCGGAUGGCAAUUGAUUUUUGAAAUCCGAUAAGAAUUCCGUGUUCCUUUUUUGAAUUUUCAAAUGGCAGGCAAGUCUAACGGUGUUGAUUCGUCGGGCUGGGCUCGGGCGCCGCCUGAAUCUGGGCCUUUGUGGGAAAGGGUUUGUAAAGCGAUCUACAAUCCUGAAGAAAAAAGCUUCUUGGGAAGAACGCCGAAGCGAUGGGGUAUAGUUCUGGCGUUCUACCUGAUCUUCUACGCGGUACUGGCAGCGCUGUUCGCUACUUGCAUGGGUAUCAUGUUCCUAACCCUGGAUGACAAGAAACCGAAGUUUAUUCUGGAUAGUUCUCUUAUUGGAGCCAAUCCAGGCGUAGCAUUCAGACCAACAGCUGGCUUUGGACUUCGCUACAAGAACACAAACUCUUCCAGUUAUGACGUGUAUGUCGAUGAUUUGAGGGAUUUCUUUUAUAAUUAUGAAGCCGAAGACUGGUAUUCAGCUAAGAAAGACUGCAAAGCGGCUGAUAAUUUUGGGUAUCCGGACACUCCUUGCUUUUUCAUAAAACUAAAUAAGAUUUACGGCUGGAAGCCAGAGUACUAUGAUGUUAGUAGUCUGCCCCAGGAUAUGCCCAGUGAUUUACAGGAAUACAUAGGGACCCUACAAGACCUUGAGCACCAGCAAAUCUGGGUUUCCUGCUGGGACGAAUCAUUGAACGCUACCAGCAUAGAGUAUCCCUGGGGCAGGGGGUUGCCCGGCCGCUUCUACCCCUACCUCAAUGUGGGGGGGUACCUGAGCCCCGUAGUGGCGAUUAAAGUCACAACUUUGCCCAACACACAAAUUGCAGUACGUUGCCGAGCCUGGGCUAAGAACAUACACUAUAACAAAAGCCUGAAAGAACCUUCUGGAUACACGCGUAUUCCGCUUUACAUUGAGGACACAACUGGUCUCAACUCCACAGACACAGAUGUCGCUGAAAGCAAAUAAUUGAAAUGAGGUUUUAUAUGUAUGAAACUAUAAAUCUCCUAGUAAUUAGAAGAGUUUCGAAAAAGAAGAGAUCGAAAUUGUUUGUUAUAAUGCAAUAAUGUUAUGAUGUAACUGUAUUGAAAUUUUAGAAAUUUAGGAAAACAUUUUUCGACGUUAUGGGGUUAUGUAAUAAUUUUUUCAACUUUAAUUUUUGUCUUAAGUUUUGAAUCGUUAGUAAUUUAACAAUCAAAAUGAGCAUUGAGAAAAAUAACUUUUUAAUAAAGGAAUCUCGUAUUUGUAGUAAUUUAAAAUGUAUGUAUUUUUGCAGUUUCUGAUCUUCUUUUUAAUUUAACGCAGGUUGUGCAUUGUCACCGUAUUUUAAUUAUAAGUAGACAAUUUAUAACUUUAAUCUUUUUCACCCCACCAGUAGAAAACAAAUAAAGCGUAUUUUUCCAUAAUUUAUGCCAUAAACCUAGUGUAAUAACAAUACCUACGUACUUUUUAGGUUCUUUUUUGUUUGUGACAUUUAAAAUUUAUAAAUUCUUAUGAAAAGUAUUUCAGUUUCUUUUUAAGAUAAAAAUCAUACUAUAAGGAAUAAUAAUUACCAUGAUUUCAUUCCCGAUGUGUAUUAUAUAUUAAAUGCUAGAUUUUGGUAGUGAUAAUGACGCCAGUAUCUUUAACCGACGUUCCCAGAAACAAAUGAGGUUUUCAAUCCGAACUCCAUGGAUAUCAUUUUCAUUUGGUCCCAUUUUAGAAUCUCCCGCAGGGACGUCGGUUACUUUUAUAAGAGUAAAGAAUUAUUAACUUAUAAGAAGUCCAUUGGAAUUUUAUGACGAUUAAUUAUUUUACAUUAUUUUCAAAAAUAAUCAUAUAAAAUUUAUUAAGUCAUUUCAAUAAAAUCAUUUUAGUUUAGUUAAACGGACUUACAUCUGUACAUACUUGUUUAAUUAUGAAAUAUAUACAUAUGUAUACCUGGAUUAAGUACAAAAUUAUGUAAAAGUUUCGUCA